CCCGUGGCAGCCAUGAAGGGGACCCCUGGCUCCCUGGAAGCCCUGCUGUGGGUCUACCACUUCCACAGUUCCACGGAGGUGGCCCUCCAGCCCCCGCUUCUGUCGUCGCUGGAGGUCGCUGUGGCCGCGGCCCACGAGUAUCUGGAGCAGAGGUUCGCAGAGCUGCAGUCGCGGGGGCCGCCCGCUCCGAAACCCACCCUGGGGCUGCUGCUAAGAGAAGCCGCGGCCAGCGCCGUGAACUUGUGCACCACCUUGCUAGAGGUAAGGCGCUGGGGGCUGAGGAGGGGCGGAGACGGGGGACAGGGACCCCCGCCCCCCAAUGCAGAUCUCAGCCCUGUGGCUGCAGCAGGAGGUGCGGAGACUCGGCGGAGACGCCCCGAGCCAGAGGCGGCGCGGUGGGGGAGACACGGAGCCGCCUCCCCGCCUCCCCUCCUCCCCCGGCAACAGAGACACUCAGAAGACCUCAAGGUGGCGUCCAGCGGCGGUGCGGAGGAUGGGGGGCCAGAGAACCCACAGUCGUCCCAGACCCACCCUGUGUUCAAAUAAAGCCCAGGCGGAGACUAGGCCGCCAAGGCGGCUCCCAGAGUCAUUUGGGUUUGGCCCCGCCCCCUCCGGCCCAACCCCCUUAGCCCCG
Myotis brandtii (Brandt's bat) is the source of this 634-nucleotide messenger RNA. RefSeq names its product chromosome unknown open reading frame, human C17orf107 (gene CUNH17orf107). NCBI's taxonomy places the organism in Eukaryota, Metazoa, Chordata, Mammalia, Chiroptera, Vespertilionidae. The record is from RefSeq and is a predicted model, not a curated record. The transcript is spliced from 2 exons. Bases 13 to 546 code for a protein of 177 amino acids.